CUGAAUGCCGUCCUCAAGUCAGAGAAAGACACCGAGACUUUAAUUGUAACACAAAGGUUCUUACGCACAGGACCUGACCACAGAUCAGACCCAGAGAGACUGGGACCACUGGGCUGUCCUGUACCUGGCUCAGAGUAUUUACUUUAUGGUAACCCAAGCCUUAGGAUGGUUCAUUCCCAUCGGGACUCAGGUGACGCGUUAGAGACUGGCAAUGAUCUGUCAUGUUCUUACACUACAGAGAUGGACCCUGGCAACAUGCCCUUGGGUUUAGAGACACAGACUGAUCUGUCUAGAGGGGACUGGAACCGGUACAGUAGUAGUGUGUACUCUGAAGGCUGCCUAGAUAAGAAAGGGGAGGUUAUAGUCGAUGAGAGGACUGUCAAAGUGAAGGGCGAGGCUCCUCUGACAUGGAAUGUAGACGAGACUCACUUAGGAGAUGGACACUCACAGGGCAGAGAUUUCUUAGAUUACAGGGAAAUCUUAGAGACAAAUCCAAAUAUCGCAACCCACUCCCCUUUACACGCGUUCAGGGAACGUGACCCAGUGUCCAUUUCGAUGGGGCCUUUCGAUUCACAGAGCCGGGACCUUUUCGAACAGGUUUUGAACUCAAAUGACCAAAGGGCCAAGGUUUUGGGAGGUGGAGCAAAAUCAGGCGAUAGUAAAGAGAAGCAGUUCCUCUGCAUGUUCUGUAACGAAGGCUUCAAUUGCCCACAGAAGGUAGAGAUCCACCAGAGGGUCCACAUAGGGGUGAAACCCUUCAGCUGUACCCAGUGUCAUAUGCACUUUGCUGAGGCUGGCAACCUGAAGAGGCACCAGAGGGUCCACACAGGGGAGAAACCCUUCAGCUGUGUCCAGUGUCACAUGCGCUUCACCCAGGCUGGUGACCUGAAGAGGCACCAGAGGGUCCACACAGGGGAGAAACCCUUCAGCUGUACCCAGUGUCACAUGCGCUUUACCCAGGCUGGCAACCUAAAGAUGCACCUGAAGGUCCACACGGGAGAAAGGCCAUUUGCCUGUACGCACUGUGUGAAAAGGUUCUCAGAGAGGAGAUGCCUUAGGAUACACCAGCAGAAAAAACAUUCCACUCUAUAACAUAGAAAGUAACUAUUCCACUCGAUAGCCUCUGACACUUAGAUCUAACCUUGCAUUAAAGACAAAAAUAAAUUUUCAUUAAUGUCAGCAGAUGCGUUUAGAGUAACGAGAGUAAUAUAUUUCAGUGUUGAAUAUUCCUGUGUAAAUAUUGCAUCCAGACAUUGUGUGAUACAAUGCAUAUGGAAAGUAUUCAGACCCCUUGACUUCGUCCACAUUUUGUUACUUUACAGCCUUAUUCUAAAAUGGAUUAAAUAUUUUUCCUCAUCAAUCUACACAGAAUACCCCAUAAUGACAAAGCAAAAAUAGUUUGACUAAAUAAAAAUUGUUUGACUAAAUAAAAAAUAAACUGAAAUAUCACAUUUACAUAAGUAUUCAGAUCCUUUACUCAAGUUCUUUGUCGAAGCACCUUUGGCAGCAAUUACAUCCUUGAGUCUUCCUGGAUAUGACGCUACAAGCUUGGCACACCUGUAUUUGGGGAGAUUCUUCCAUUCUUCUUUACAGAUCCUCAAGUGUUGUAAGGUUGGAUUGGAGUGUCGCUGCACAGCUAUUUUCAGGUCUCUCCAGGGAUGUUCAACUGGGUUCAAGUCUGGGCCCUGGUUGGGUUACUCAAGGACAU
Molecule: messenger RNA, 1708 nt
Organism: Oncorhynchus mykiss (rainbow trout)
Lineage: Eukaryota; Metazoa; Chordata; Actinopteri; Salmoniformes; Salmonidae
Source: RefSeq, a predicted model, not a curated record